Oncorhynchus gorbuscha (pink salmon) is the source of this 1558-nucleotide messenger RNA. RefSeq names its product mesothelin-like protein. The transcript has 8 exons. The coding region runs from base 1 to 1131 and encodes 376 amino acids. Gene Ontology annotation, cellular component: cell surface. The record is from RefSeq and is a predicted model, not a curated record. NCBI's taxonomy places the organism in Eukaryota, Metazoa, Chordata, Actinopteri, Salmoniformes, Salmonidae. Gene Ontology annotation, biological process: cell-matrix adhesion.
AUGAAGACGGCUGUCAGACAGUCCAUCAUCGACCAAUCACAGUCCAAACGCUCCAUAGUGAGUGAAUGCACGGUGGGAAAUAUCACUCAGGUCACGAUCAGUGAGAAUACGUUCCCCUUCAACUACGAGACCGUGACCAAGUUCAACUGCUGCCUGACGGCCAAGACAGUGGUUGACAACCUGGACGCCAUCACCGCCAAGGUGGACGACCUGGAAUACCUUGAAGUGGUCCUGGCGAGACUCAGAGAGGCCUACUCCGCAAACUCCACCAUCCCAGAAGCGAAGGUGCAGGUUCUUGGGCCGGCUUCGCGCGUUGCCACUAAUGCUGACAUCACCAUGUGGAACAUCACCAAGAUCGACACACUGUCAGCUCUGAUGGACUCCUCCAAUGGAAACUGGGAUGCUGUUAUGGCGCAGGCCAUCAUCAGUAAGUACCUGAGUAACUCAGGAAAUACUCUGGGCAGUGCCGAGCUCAACUCCAUCGGAGGACCAAACCUGUGUUCACUAGACACCAGCCUCCUGAAGACCAUUACACAGAGUAGCCUGAGUAAGGCCAAUGCCCUGACGGUGACCAACUGCAGCAUAAUGAAGAAGAGAACGUUGUUCGUCAUCGCUGAAGGGGCCUUCCAGAGCCGCAGUACUGUCUCUGCUACCUCCUACCAGCUAACACAGCCAUACAUAGGUGGUGCUGACUCAGCCUACGUCCAGCGUCUGUCCACCUCUAACAUCAGUAUGGACAUGGACACUUUCAUCAGCCUGGACCCUACUGUUAUACAGACUCUGGGUGUGAGCCAGGUCAAAGGUCUGCUGGGUUCUAACCUGCCAGAGCUGAAGAGCUAUGAGAACCAGAGCGCGGUCCGGACCUGGAUCAGCACCCGUUUCCAGGCCGACCUGGACUAUCUGGGGCUGGGUCUGAAGGGAGGCAAGGCUGACCCCACCACGGCUGGCGUGGGAACCAUCAUACUUCCUACCAGUGCAGGGGCACCUGGAGGAGCUGGGCCAGUCAACACCGUGGCUGGAGGAGCUGCUGCUACAACUACAGCGAGCGGCGGAGCGAUCAACAGACCAACGUUCGGCCUCCACCUUCUCCUCACCACUCUGGCCGUCGCUGUCCUGUACAUUCUACACUGAUUUAAACACGGAUUUCAGAGAUUUUAUAUUUCAGAGUGAGAGAGUUAACUGACUCCAUAUAGCAUCCAGUCGCAUUCGGCUCAGACAGGGAAAAACAUCAUGUAAAGUUCUCAAACAGGAAACAAAAAUGUAUACGUUUAGAGUCAGGUAGUGCCUUAGAUAUUGUAAAUAUCACUGAAUACAAGGAUAUACUAUAAAACCAUCUAGCACUUUAGUCACAUCAAUGUUUCUGCUCUGACAAGUUCUGCAUUUUAUUUAAGUGUCACGUUGUAUGUUGUUCUGUCUUGGUGGUUGGAAUGAAGUCUGUACUGUCUUGGUGGUUGGAAUGAAGUCUGUACUGUCUUGGUGGUUGGAAUGAAGUCUGUACUGUCUUGGUGGUUGGAAUGAAGUCUGUUCUGUCUUGGUGGUUGGAAUGAAGUCUGUUCUG